This is a messenger RNA of Ceraceosorus guamensis, 807 nucleotides long. RefSeq lists its product as hypothetical. The transcript has a single exon. Lineage: Eukaryota; Fungi; Basidiomycota; Exobasidiomycetes; Ceraceosorales; Ceraceosoraceae. The record is from RefSeq and is a predicted model, not a curated record. Bases 225 to 695 code for a protein of 156 amino acids.
GUACCCUUGGACAAAAUUCUAAUCCCGAAGACCGAAGCGCCCAAUCCACCCCUCGAUCCUGAGAGCGGGCGCGUACACCUUUGAAUACACGCGAUGCCCCGAGGUGAUGCGGCGCGACGGCGGUGUGGGGAUCGGGUAAUGUCGGACGAAGUCCAGGCGAGCGCAAGGCAAAAAAAAAAAGCCGAUUCUGUCCUCAAGAAUAGAGGGCUGAGAGAGUGACGAGGAUGGUGAAUGGGCGCAAUGUGCGACGUUGUGAGGAGCAUACCGUCGACUCGAGCUUCAUUCCCAAUAAUUGUUACUGCGCGAAGCACCGUGCCUGUGAUGGAUGGAUGCGUGCAAUCAGCACGAAUGCUGAAUGCGAUGUGCCAUGGCAAGGCGUGCAUGGAUUUGAGAAGCUGCAAACUCCCAAAAGGUCCGCGAGCCGAUUCCUGGGGUACAGCAGCAGCUAUAAGCUGUGGCAGUUCCGCAUCAGUUGCAUGGCAGCUACACAGCGGCCGCGGCGCGAUCAAAGGGAGACUACAGGGCCGCGGGGGAGGGCGUGCACGCGCGCGCCCGCGAAAUAUGGGAUCGAGCCGCGCCGAGCCGCGCUUGUCGACCGUCGUGUCGUGCACGCACGCACUUCAUCAGCAGCAAGAAACACCGCAUUCGUGAUUUGGCGUACGUGGGCCGCCGUCGCGGAUGCAUGCUGCUGCUGAUGCUGGUGCUGAUGAGAGACACGUACUGUACAUGCUGCACGCGCAUCGCUCGCAGCGUGAAUCUGCUCGCCUCGUGCUGAGCUGCAUGCAUAUGCUGAGGUAUAUAUAGACG